AUGGCAGCGGUAGAUGUGGAUGUCGUAGAGAGUGCUUUGAGAGAUGUGAAUUUAUCUAGUGGUAGAGAAAUUGUUUUAAAACCAGAGCAAGAAUCAGCAGUAAGGGCUCUUUUAGCCGACAGAGAUGUCCUGGCAGUUUUGCCGACCAGAUACUACAAGAGUUUAAUUUACCAAAUGUUUGUACGCGUGAAGAACUACGAGCUAAAUGGUAAUGCGGCGAUUCUCGUCAUUUCGCCACUGAAAAGUAUUAUCGAAGACCAGUUGCAGGAGAUGGACUUGUUGGGCUACCCAGCGAAAGAUUUGGCCAAUUUAUCGAACGAUGACAUUCGCCGAUGUAACUUCAAAAUUGCUUUUGCAACCGCCGAAAAAGUCAAAGAGAAGCCCUUCCGAGCAAUGUUGGUGGACUCCAAAUCGAAGUUACAUCGAAACAUCUCGCCUAUUUUGGUGGAUGAAUCUUUAAACUCGGUAGACAGCGCCAUUCUAACUGCUUCCAAAUUGUGUGCUCUCAUUUCCGGAUGCUUGAAUGCUAUAUUGGCUGCCUUCUUCCAGUUACGCAGGGCCAGGUUUUAGAUCAAGGACUUAGUCGAGACGUCAAAAGUACUACGCACAACAACCUCGGCAUUGGGGUUUAAUAUAAGCACUUUUAACUGCUUGCCAGUAGAUUCUGCGAGGUCAUCGAUAUUUAGGUGGCAUGUUAAAACAUCACCGCCUGGAACAUUAGAGAUGGUAUCCUGCGAUAAGACAGCACCAUCUAUCUUUUCGCUCUCUGCCGCUGCACUAUCUUCAGAAAACUGAAGGGACUUUCUUGAACUACCGCACUCGGUUAAUUCUUCAUCUGGGUUUCCUGGACGUCUUUUCCCUUUUUGGCGAUCAGGAGUUACUGUUGUGGGAAGUUCUCAUUUGCUCGUGCAUUCUUGUAAAUCGCUUUCCUCUGUUUCAUUGCCUGUCGCCGAAUCAUUACUACAGGUAACAGCUGUAUGA
This is a messenger RNA of Porites lobata, 981 nucleotides long. NCBI's taxonomy places the organism in Eukaryota, Metazoa, Cnidaria, Anthozoa, Scleractinia, Poritidae. The record is from the annotation of a GenBank genome assembly.